Juglans regia (Persian walnut) is the source of this 753-nucleotide messenger RNA. RefSeq names its product factor of DNA methylation 4-like. Gene Ontology annotation, biological process: gene silencing by siRNA-directed DNA methylation. Lineage: Eukaryota; Viridiplantae; Streptophyta; Magnoliopsida; Fagales; Juglandaceae. Bases 1 to 753 code for a protein of 250 amino acids. The transcript is spliced from 5 exons. The record is from RefSeq and is a predicted model, not a curated record.
AUGGGAUUAUCUGCUUUAAAUGACGAACUUCACAAGAGGGCAUUGAAGAUUGCCCAAAAAUCUAAGGUCAUCGAUAUUGAACUUGCUGUUAAAGGUGUGGGCAUUGCAGUUUUAGGUGAACUUGUUGUUGGCAGUCGGGAGCUUUUAGAGGCAUUGGUGCACUAUGGAAUUGAAAUUUCCACUGAGGCCUCUGGAGCGUUUGGAGCUUCCGGAGGUAGUGGGCAUACUUUCUUAGUAAUUGAUACUAAGAAAGCUAAUAAACCAGAAAAAGGAAUGGUCGUUUUGAAGAUCAAGAAAGGACAUUGGAUUAACGGAUUGAGAGAAGUGACAGCCCGUGCUAAUAUUGGUGUCAAGAGAAUGGGCAAGCUUGACAUCAUACCAUUCACAACUGCAACCAUGAGAAAAUUUCCCCAGGAAGAAGCAGCUGAGAAAGCUAUGGUGCUGCAUUCACAAUGGGAGGACUAUCUUAGAGAUCCUAGCUGGCAUCCCUUUAAGAUCAUCGUAGAUGAAAGAGGCCGGUUUAGUGAGGAAGUAAUUAAUGAAGAAGAUGAAAAGUUGAAGAAUGAGUUUGGUGAUGAAGUUUACGCGGCAGUGACUACAGCCUUGAAGGAGGUGAAUGAAUACAAUCCAAGAGGAAGAAGGUACAUUGUACCGGAGCUGUGGAAUUUCAAGGAAGGAAGGAAAGCAACAUUAGAGGAAGGAGUACUCCACAUCCUGGAGAAGUGGAGAUUGCUUAAACAGAGGUCGCGCUGA